UUCGCGCCUCUUCCGCUUCCGGUGUCGGUCUAGGCUGCGGGAAGAUGGCGGCGGCUGUGGCGGCCGCGGCUGUGGCGGCCUCGGCCCUGCCGGUCACUUUCAGACGGCUGGUGUCUGCAUGCAGCCGCAGUGUCCUGAGAGCGUCGGGGCCCGGAGAGGCUUCCCUGUGGUCUGCUUCUCGAAGGUUCAGUUCGCAGAGCGCUUCAUUUCCACAAGGAUACGUUCCUAAAACGUCACUGAGUUCACCACCUUGGCCAGAAGUUGUUGUGCCAGACCCCGUCGAGGAGGCCAGACACCACGCAGAGGUCGUGGAGAAGGUGAACGAGCUGAUCGCCCGGGGCCGCUACGGCAGGCUCUUCGCAGUGGUGCACUUCGCCAGCCACCAGUGGAAGGUGACCUCUGAAGACCUGAUCUUAAUUGAAAACAAGUUAGACGUUGCGUGUGGAGAGAGGAUCCGACUGGAGAAGGUCCUGCUGGUUGGGGCCGACGACUUCACGCUGCUCGGCAGACCCCUCCUCGGAAAGGAUCUUGUUCAAGUAGAAGCCACAGUCAUUGAAAAGACAGAAUCAUGGCCAAAAAUCAAUAUGAGAUUCAAGAAAAGGAAAAACUACAAAAGGAAAAGAAGUAAGUUGGAGAAAUUAUCGUGAGCCCUCAGACCGUCCUCCGGAUAAACACCAUCAGGAUUGCUCCACGUCUGUGCUGAUCAUCCAGCUAAUGUUUCUAGAAAUAUAAAAAUAAACCCACUUUCCGAGGA
Messenger RNA from Globicephala melas (long-finned pilot whale), 754 nucleotides. RefSeq names its product mitochondrial ribosomal protein L21 (gene MRPL21). Lineage: Eukaryota; Metazoa; Chordata; Mammalia; Artiodactyla; Delphinidae. Gene Ontology annotation, molecular function: RNA binding; structural constituent of ribosome. Gene Ontology annotation, biological process: translation. The record is from RefSeq and is a predicted model, not a curated record. Gene Ontology annotation, cellular component: ribosome; mitochondrial large ribosomal subunit.